GAUUUACAGACAAGACCCAGAGAAGUCCAGAUUGGAGCAGAGCAUAAAUUUGGACACAACCAGCUACAAACUGCCAAAUUGCUCUUAGAAGGCUUCAGUCACAGCCCCUCCACGAAAGCAUCCAGAAGGAUUCCCAGCCAUGGGUGAGGUGACAGCAGAAGAAGUAGAGAAAUUCUUGGACUCACAUAUUGGCUUUGCCAAACAGUAUUAUAAUCUCCGAUACCGGGCCAAGGUCAUCUCAGACCUUCUGGGGGCCAAGGAAGCAGCUGUGGACUUCAGCAACUACCACUCCCUGAGCAGUGUGGAGGAGAGUGAAAUCAUCUUUGAUCUCCUGAGGGACUUCCAGGAGAAUUUGCAGGCUGAGAAGUCCGCCUUCAAUGUCAUGAAGAAACUCUCCUUUCUCCUGCGGGCAGACCGUAUGAGCCUGUUUAUGUACAGGGCCCGCAAUGGCACCGCAGAGCUAGCCACCCGGCUCUUCAAUGUACACAAGGAUGCUGUUCUUGAAGACUGUCUGGUGAUGCCUGACUCAGAAAUUGUCUUCCCUCUGGACAUGGGUGUCGUGGGCCAUGUCGCACAUUCUAAAAAGAUCGCCAAUGUUCUCAACACUGAAGAGGAUGACCAUUUCUGUGACUUUGUGGACAACCUCACUGACUACCAGACCAAAAACAUCUUGGCUUGCCCCAUAAUGAAUGGGAAGGAUGUGGUAGCUGUAAUCAUGGCUGUGAAUAAAGUAGAUGCGCCCCACUUCACAAAGGCUGAUGAAGAGGUUCUUCUCAAGUACCUCAAUUUUUUAAAUCUAAUCAUGAAGGUCUUCCAUCUGAGUUACCUGCACAACUGUGAAACUCGACGUGGCCAGAUACUAUUGUGGUCUGGGAGCAAAGUCUUUGAAGAGCUCACGGACAUUGAGAGACAGUUCCACAAAGCCCUGUACACAGUCCGCGCCUUCCUCAACUGUGACAGAUACUCCGUGGGUCUCUUAGACAUGACCAAGCAGAAGGAGUUUUUUGAUGUGUGGCCAGUUCUGAUGGGUGAGGCUCCUCCCUAUUCUGGUCCCAGGACUCCAGAUGGAAGGGAAAUCAACUUUUACAAGGUCAUUGACUACAUCCUGCAUGGCAAAGAAGACAUCAAAGUAAUUCCGAAUCCACCUCCUGACCACUGGGCUUUAGUAAGCGGCCUCCCCUCUUAUGUGGCCCAAAAUGGCCUGAUUUGCAAUAUCAUGAAUGCGCCUGCGGAGGACUUUUUCGAAUUUCAGAAAGAGCCUCUGGAUGAGUCUGGAUGGAUGAUUAAAAAUGUCCUUUCCAUGCCAAUUGUGAACAAGAAGGAAGAAAUUGUUGGGGUGGCCACGUUUUACAACCGUAAAGAUGGGAAGCCCUUUGAUGAAAUGGAUGAGACUCUCAUGGAGUCUUUGACUCAGUUUCUGGGCUGGUCCGUUUUAAAUCCUGACACCUAUGAGUCCAUGAACAAACUUGAAAAUAGGAAGGAUAUUUUCCAGGACAUUGUAAAAUAUCAUGUGAAGUGUGACAACGAAGAAAUUCAGAAAAUCCUGAAAACCAGAGAGGUGUAUGGCAAGGAGCCUUGGGAUUGUGAAGAAGAGGAGCUGGCUGAGAUUCUGCAAGAAGAGCUGCCUGAUGCAGAGAAAUAUGAAAUUAAUAAAUUCCACUUCAGUGAUUUGCCUCUCACAGAGCUGGAGCUGGUGAAAUGUGGUAUACAGAUGUAUUACGAGCUCCGAGUAGUAGAAAAAUUCCAUAUUCCACAGGAGGCCCUGGUGCGGUUCAUGUACUCCCUGAGCAAGGGCUACCGCAGGAUCACCUACCACAACUGGCGCCAUGGCUUCAACGUGGGGCAGACCAUGUUCUCCUUGCUGGUGACCGGAAAAUUGAAGCGAUACUUCACUGACCUGGAGGCCUUGGCCAUGGUCACUGCUGCCUUCUGUCAUGACAUUGACCACAGAGGCACCAACAACCUCUACCAGAUGAAAUCCCAAAAUCCACUGGCCAAACUCCAUGGAUCCUCCAUCUUGGAAAGACACCAUUUGGAAUUUGGCAAAACACUGCUGAGAGAUGAGAGCCUGAAUAUCUUUCAAAACCUCAAUCGCCGUCAGCAUGAGCAUGCAAUCCACAUGAUGGACAUUGCUAUCAUUGCCACUGACCUUGCUCUAUAUUUCAAGAAGAGAACCAUGUUCCAGAAGAUCGUGGACCAGUCAAAGACCUAUGAGAGUGAACAGGAAUGGACUCAGUACAUGAUGCUCGAGCAGACGCGGAAGGAAAUCGUUAUGGCCAUGAUGAUGACUGCCUGUGAUCUCUCAGCCAUCACCAAGCCCUGGGAGGUGCAGAGCAAGGUAGCUCUGCUGGUAGCUGCUGAAUUCUGGGAGCAAGGCGACCUGGAACGCACAGUGCUGCAGCAGAAUCCUAUUCCGAUGAUGGACAGAAACAAGGCAGAUGAGCUCCCUAAACUGCAAGUUGGCUUCAUUGACUUUGUCUGCACCUUUGUCUAUAAGGAAUUCUCCCGCUUCCAUGAGGAGAUCACCCCCAUGCUGGAUGGGAUCACCAACAACCGCAAGGAGUGGAAGGCACUGGCGGAUGAGUACGAGGCCAAGAUGAAGGCGCUGGAGGAGGAGAAGCAGAAGAAGCAGGGGGCCCAGCUAGCCACAUCUGGAGACCAGCCCAGCGGGAAUCCUGCGCCAGGGGGCGCUCCUGCAUCCAAGUCCUGCUGUGUCCAGUGA
This is a messenger RNA of Dipodomys spectabilis (banner-tailed kangaroo rat), 2722 nucleotides long. RefSeq names its product phosphodiesterase 6A (gene Pde6a). The coding region runs from base 140 to 2722 and encodes 860 amino acids. The record is from RefSeq and is a predicted model, not a curated record. Gene Ontology annotation, molecular function: protein binding; 3',5'-cyclic-nucleotide phosphodiesterase activity. Lineage: Eukaryota; Metazoa; Chordata; Mammalia; Rodentia; Heteromyidae. The transcript is spliced from 22 exons. Gene Ontology annotation, biological process: signal transduction.